Messenger RNA from Coregonus clupeaformis (lake whitefish), 2594 nucleotides. Its product is annotated as caveolae-associated protein 4a. Gene Ontology annotation, cellular component: caveola; cytoplasm. NCBI's taxonomy places the organism in Eukaryota, Metazoa, Chordata, Actinopteri, Salmoniformes, Salmonidae. The coding region runs from base 362 to 1276 and encodes 304 amino acids. The record is from RefSeq and is a predicted model, not a curated record. Gene Ontology annotation, biological process: regulation of gene expression. The transcript has 2 exons.
UGUCUCCCUCUGUCACUCUCUCUCCGAGCCCUGCCUGACGGUGUCUGCUCUCUCGUAUCUGAGCUGCCCACACCCUAGAGAGGUGGAGCCUCCAUGUUCUUGUGCAUUGGAUCUGGGUGAGGCACCAGUUGCAGGGUGAGUCUUUUUGGCCGAGGUGUCUGCUGCCCUCCAUGGCCCAAUGAUCCAGCAACCCAACCCUACCCAACACCAACACCUGGUGGUCUGACAAGUCUCAGGUUGAAGCUACGUAAAGGCCUGUUUACCCUGUCUGCGGUUUCUACUGACAACUAAGAACAAAUAGGAUUUCUAACCUCAACCUUUUCCCUUUGGAUCCGAGACGAGGCGGUUGGCGACACCAACCAUGGCUGAUAAACUGGGUCUGGCUGUGGGGGACGAUACGGCGUCCAUCAUGGCGCUAUUGGAGCGCGUGGCGGGCAUCAUCGACAACGUGCAGGCAUGCCAGACGCGUAUGGAGGAGAGGCAGCUAGAGCUGGAGAACAGUGUCAAGACCAUCCAGGAGGACGUGGUGAAGCUGACGGUAAACCAUGCAGCCACCAGCAGCACAGUGGACAAGCUGCUGGAGAAGACGCGCAAGGUCAGCUGCCACAUCAAGGACGUCCGGGUACGGGUGGAGAAUCAGAACAUCCGCGUCAAGAAGGUGGAAACCACCCAGGAGGAACUGUUGGCGAAGAACAAGUUCCGGGUUGUUAUCUACCAGGGUGACAGUGAGGUGCCAGCCGUGGCAGCCGGAAAGGAACCCAAAGAACCCAGUGAACCCAAGGAACCGAAACCGUCUGCUGCCGAAGUUGAGCCAGACCACUUUGAGCUCCCCCCUGAGUCUGACGAUGAGUACAUGGUGGUGGAGGAAGCCUCGUCCAUGGCAACUAAGAUGAAGAAAUCAGGCCUGACCCGUAUGGAGAGCUUCAAGUCCACCUUCUCCCGCGUGAACAUGACCAAGACGAAAGAGAACAUGAGCAGCAAGGUUGGCCAGAUGGGUGAGCGCAUCGUAUCAACCGAGCGUCGGCAGAAGAUCCGCCAGUCUGGGGAGAGGCUCAAGCAGUCCGGCUCGCGGCUCAAGGAAUCCAUUGCCAGCCAUGUGCCAGCCAAACUGAAGAAGGAGAGGACUGUGGCGGAGGGCCAGGAGGGGGCUGUGGGGGUCACCGAGGACGCCGCACCCGUCCCGCCACCCAAGGGCCGCAAAUCCGUAAACCCUAAGCUCGCCGAGGAUGGCGUAGAGGAGGAGGUGCCGAUGCAUGAUAUCAAACAGCUCUCCUAAACCAGCGUUCAAGGAAAUGGAAAACAACAACAUCCGUGUAUCUUUUUUUUUUCAUAUUUUUUUUUUAAGGAUGGCCUGUGACUGAUAGUCCCAGUCCCAUAAACGGGCCAGUUAGGGUUUCAACACAAUGAAUUUAUAUAAUCCACACAACACUUUGAAGUCAUCUUUGUUUUGGGAAUUCAAUUAUUUAUAUAGAUAGAAGUAUUUCUUUUUUUGGUCAUUUUUUCUUACAUUAAACAUGGACUCACAAGUAUGCAAAACAAAUAAACUGACAAGAUUUACAGCAAAUGUGUGUGAUUGGACAUUUUCUACAGACUUAUAAUCAACAUAUUAUAAUACAUAAGACAUUCAAUUGUCAAUGUGCAUGUUGAAAGGCUGAAUAUGGGAUGUUAAGGCUAAACUAUUGAAGUGAUGGAAGUUGAAAUGGAGUUCUGGUAUGUAUGGUUUGAUUAAGGUUAAUGUUACAUAUGCAAAACAUUAAAUUGACUGGAAAAUGUCUUUGUGCAAAGGUAAGUGAAGAAUGAUGAGCUUUUGGUCUCAGUUAUGUAAAUUCAUGCCAGCCGAACUAGAAUUUAGUGAUAAAUAGAAUUUCUUGUGCAAUUUUUGCAGAGAAAACUCAAUCAGCUGGUGUCUGAAGAGUAAAGCAUAUAUAAAAAGCAUAUAUAAUUUCAUGGGCAAAUUGGUGGGUGGGUGAAGAAACUAAUGUGCAUUAUGUCAAAUAUCUAUGGAUACGAAAUGUUGAUUUAAAAAAAAAAAUAUUAGUCAUACAAAUGGCCAGUGGGAAUAGACAGAAUUUUGCUCCCUAUGGAAAUAAGCAGAUUCAUAAAUAUAUGUCUAGUGUAGUUUAAUAUAUAAAGCCAUUACUAGGACAUUUUAUUGAGAGUUGUUUGCUGCAAUAGAGUGAGUGAUUUUGCAUGUUUAUAGAUAUUCUUUUAUUUUAUUUUGAGAGUAAUUCUUUAGAGUGAAUGUCACUGAAUAUAUACUAUAUUUGAAGCCUCUCACAACUCAUUGUGCAUGUUAUCAUCUUAUUCAAAUGUCCGAUAAUCUUGUUAGCUGUAGAUUUUGUUUCUAUUUAAUGAACACGGUUCUUUACUCUUGUUUAAAAAGGUCUAAAAUAGGUGCCAUACUAGACUAACUGUUUUGCUGUAGUGCAACAUAUCUCAAGAUAGUUGACAUUGUUUACAUGAAGUCAAAAGCUUUUGUAAGUUCCCAUGAAAUGUGUUGUAACAGCUUUAUGACAACCACACUUUGUUUAUUACAACGUACAGGACCCAGUCAUAAAGUAUAGAGCUGUAACAAAAAUAAAAUCUAAACGGCA